AUGGCUUCCAAAUACGCCUUCGCCCAGUCACUCAAGGAGGUUCGCUUCCUCUUCUGCCAGACCUCUGAGCAAAGCGCGGCCGUCCGGUUAGCCCAACACUCUCGUUACGCAGCUGGCAAAUCCUUCAUAAACCGCGCGUAUCCCACGAUGAAGAAGAACAACCCCACCAUUCCCAUCCUCGUUCGCGAGGCCCAGGGUACUAUUCCCAAGGUUUACGCCCGAUACGGUACAACUCUCCUACGAAUCAGGAAAAUUGGUGUAGGGAACUCAAAGCUAAUGGCCGCAACAACAGAUUUCGGUACUGAAAAGUCACAAUCCCUGGAAGGUCUUUCGGAUAAACAGGUCGAGGAUGCAGUGGCAGGGUUAGUCAAGGACGGACCAUGA
Molecule: messenger RNA, 384 nt
Organism: Clonostachys rhizophaga
Lineage: Eukaryota; Fungi; Ascomycota; Sordariomycetes; Hypocreales; Bionectriaceae
Source: the annotation of a GenBank genome assembly